CCUUCUAUUAUGGCCGUCAACAUGAGGACACUCGCCGGAAUUUUACUGGCUAUUUUGCAGUUCCAUGCGCUUAUACGUUGCGAUGAUAAAACGCCCAACAUUGCAAAUAUGGAUAACUCGUACAAAAGAUGUGAUGGAAAGCCGAAGGCCAGGCUUGACUUCUCGGCUGCAAAGACUGGAUCAAAUAAGCUGAAGCGUGUUUGCUAUUACACCCCAUUUCACCACGUGCAACCGAACCUCACUGCCUUGAAUCUGACACUAUGCACUCAUGUCAUAUACGGCUUUGCCCACGUCGAGAAGAACUUCACACUCGGUCCCAAAAACGCAACUCUGGAUCCGGGUCGGUACAAAAACUUCACAAGCUACGUGAAGAGCCUGCAUCCAGAAGUGAAGACGCUCCUGUGUGUCAGCGAGGGGAAUUUCAGUCUUAUGGUAAAUACUUCAAAAAACAUAAAAAAGUUUUUAAGGUCUACUAUGAAAAAGUUGCAAGCAUGGGGAUUCGAUGGCCUCGACGUCGACUGGGAAUUUCCGAAAAGGGACGACAGGAAAAACUUCGUGGUGUUCCUUCAGGAAGCUAAUGCCACUUUAAAAAAGAGUAAUAAGCUUCUGGCAAUUGCGCUGCCUGUGUGGUCCAGGUACAUAAAUAAGAGCUACAACGACACUGCAAUGGUGAAAAACAUGUCAGAUGCUAUUGACUUUGCAAACAUCAUGGCGUAUGACUACAACGUCUAUAACUACCGAUAUCGUAACUUCACGGGACCCAAUGCCCCCCUUUACCAGUGGACAAGCCGCACACCCGACGACAGCCAGCGAUAUGUCGAAUGGUCUGUUGAGUAUUGGUCUGAGACACUAAAAAUGCCGAAAGAAAAGAUUGUUGUUGGAAUCCCAUUCUUCGGUAGGAGAUUUAAUCUUACUGACGCAGCACAAAAGCACCAAUUUUGGGCCGGAGCCCAGAACAGCACUUUCGGCUGGGGAGGAAAAGUAACCUUCAAUUGGACAUGCAGCCACUUUCUUAACCGGAACGCAAUCGUAGUAUAUGACAACGCAAGUCGCACACCAUAUGCAUAUAACGUCAGGAAAUCAACAUGGGUUUCGUACGACAACAGAAAAAGCGUGUGCGAAAAGGUCAACUGGACAAUGUCUAACGGCUAUGGUGGUGUAAUGUCUUACGCAUUUGACAACGACGAUGUCCACAAUCACUGCGGAAUGGGAAAGUUUCCAUUACAGACCACGAUAUAUGACGCUGUGAGAUACAAAGAAAUACGUUCCAAUAGUAACACGUAUCCAGUAUUGGACUGCGAGAGGCUGUACCAAAACACCUAGUCUACAGUGAACUACCAUUACUGACCAUAAAUGAGACCAUAGAGAGCGUACUGUCAUCGACGAGUACAUCAAGAUUAAUGCUUGUAAGUGUCCCGCCCCCGUCUUUUGCUACACUCAUAGUUAUCUAUAUUUAAUAAACGCUGCAACACCAUUA
Ornithodoros turicata is the source of this 1477-nucleotide messenger RNA. Its product is annotated as acidic mammalian chitinase-like. Gene Ontology annotation, molecular function: chitinase activity; chitin binding. The transcript has 8 exons. Gene Ontology annotation, cellular component: extracellular region. Gene Ontology annotation, biological process: chitin catabolic process; carbohydrate metabolic process. Bases 10 to 1323 code for a protein of 437 amino acids. NCBI's taxonomy places the organism in Eukaryota, Metazoa, Arthropoda, Arachnida, Ixodida, Argasidae. The record is from RefSeq and is a predicted model, not a curated record.